GGUCGCAGCCAUAGAUAUCUGCAGAAGCCACUGUCAUCAACUUUUUAAAACUCCUGUGUUGCGCAGGGUUUGUUAUUAUAUCCCCCAGCACCAUAUCCAGACUCUGUCGAAUACAUCUUUUUGUUUUUAAAAUGAGCAUCCCAGUGGUGGACUUCGGCGCAUACAGCCUGAGCAAAGAAGAUGUUACAGAGGAGCAGAUGCACAAGUUGAGCCAAGAGCUGAAAACAGCUUUUACGCAAGUUGGUUUUGUGUAUCUGAAGAACACUGGGAUCACUGAGGAGGAGGUGGAUCGUGUUAUGGCUGUAUCGAAGACAUUCUUCCUGCAGGCAGAUGAAUCGAAACGACCCUUCAGGAGGACAAACUUUGCAGUCAGUCCUAACCACGGCUGGGUGUCUGUGGAGACUGAGAGGUUGAAUCCACGUCGACCUGGAGACCUAAAGGAGGCAUUCAACAUUUCUUCGUUUCACCCUGACAUUAAAUGGCCGCCAGCUAUAAAAGGAUUCCAGGAGAUCCAGACGUCUUUCUUCCACCGCUGUAAAGAGCUGAGUCUUCGUGUGCUGAGGGUCAUGGCCCACAGCCUGGGUCUGGACUCGGAGGUGUUCCUGAAUGCACACCGAUUCAUAGGAACUGGUGAGAAUGGCACAACUCUGCGGUCUCUGUACUACCCACCAAUAAACCAUGAGACAGUGAAGGAGGGUCAGCUGCGAUGUGGUGAACAUUCAGACUAUGGCAGCAUCACCCUGUUGUUUCAGUCUUCUGGGGGUCUGCAGGUGCGCACACGUUCAGGGGAAUUCAUCACUCCUUCCAAGGUCCCCGGAGCCGUCCUCAUCAAUAUUGCUGACUUGAUGCAGCGCUGGACCAGUGAUGAGUUUGUCUCCGUGCUCCACAGAGUUUUGCUGCCCCCUGCUGGAGACUCCAGCGGACGUCAGUCUCUGGCUUUCUUUGUCCAGCCAGAUGAUGAGGCUCUGAUCACCUGCUGCGAUGGCUCCAACAAAUACCCUCCAGUUACAGGAGGUGGAUACCUCAACCAGCGCCUCAAAGCCUCAUACGAACAAAACUGAAUCUCUGCCCAUCACUUCAUCUGGACACAACUGUCAAUUACAGACUUGGAAAGUCUUUUAUGUUUUAUUAUAAAGUCACUUUUAUCAAACUGAUCAAUGUGUCACUUUGGAUCCCAUGUUGCUUUUUAAAUUGUGAAUAUGAUUGAGAGUAUGAUGUUGUUUUUUAGAUAAUCAGUGAACCAGUGUGUAUGAUUAAAAAA
This is a messenger RNA of Epinephelus fuscoguttatus (brown-marbled grouper), 1261 nucleotides long. RefSeq lists its product as uncharacterized. Gene Ontology annotation, molecular function: dioxygenase activity. The transcript is spliced from 7 exons. NCBI's taxonomy places the organism in Eukaryota, Metazoa, Chordata, Actinopteri, Perciformes, Serranidae. The coding region runs from base 132 to 1061 and encodes 309 amino acids. The record is from RefSeq and is a predicted model, not a curated record.